Uranotaenia lowii is the source of this 2118-nucleotide messenger RNA. RefSeq lists its product as uncharacterized. The coding region runs from base 1 to 2118 and encodes 705 amino acids. The record is from RefSeq and is a predicted model, not a curated record. Lineage: Eukaryota; Metazoa; Arthropoda; Insecta; Diptera; Culicidae. The transcript is spliced from 4 exons. Gene Ontology annotation, molecular function: zinc ion binding; nucleic acid binding.
AUGUCGAGAAGUAUGCUGAAGGCUUUGCAAAAACGUGAGCGGCAGUUAUAUGUGAUUUUUGAUGGUACUGAUAGAUUUAUCCAAACCUAUCACAUCGGUAGUGAUCGGUGCCAGUUAAGCUCAAGGUUGCAAGUGAUUGAUACAGUGUACAGCGAGUUUUUCGAAAUUCGGAGCAAGAUCGAAAUGUUGCUGGAUGAAGCGGCCGAGAAAGAGCAGAAAGAUGCUGACAGCGAAGUCAAAGGGGAGAUAGCAAAACAGCGCGAAGAAGAGAACGACAAAAUUCUGCAGCAACUUCAAGGCGAUAAGGAUGCCUUAGGGGUAAACACAACCAGCAACCAGAGUCAGUCUGCGUCAGGAAAUACGUCAAGAGUAAAGCUGCCCGAGAUUCGUCUGCCGUCCUUCAGUGGAACAAUCAGAGAAUGGGUUACAUUUAGAGAUUCUUUUCGUUGUCUCAUUCACGACAACGAGCAUCUGACGAAAAUGGACAAAUUCACUUACCUCCGUUCCUCUCUGCAAGGUGAUGCACUGAAGGAAAUAAACAACAUCGAGCUGUCAGAGGCGAACUACGACGUCGCCUGGAAAAUGUUAGAAGUCCGCUACGAAAAUAAAAAGCUAAUUGUCAAGGCUCAUCUCGACGCUCUCUUCGCCCUCGAACCGAUUAAAAAAGAGAACUACGACGGUCUGAACUUCCUUAUCAGCGAGUUUGAGAAAAACUUGAUGAUGUUGCAGAAAAUUGGUGAGCCAACGGAGUCUUGGAGUACAAUACUAGUCUACAUGUUGUGCGCUAGACUAGAUUCUGCAACAUUGCGCCAAUGGGAGACGCAUUACGGGUCUAAGGAGGUCCCAACGUACGAUGAGCUGCUACUGUUCUUGCAAGGUCACUGCUCAGUUCUCCAAUCAAUCACCUCUGCAAGAAGUCCACCAUCCGAAGCACGUCAAACAAGAUCAACAGUUUGCCAUACAACCAUCCGAUCGGAUUCACGAUGCCCGUUUUGUACCGAAACAUGGCACUCACCGUUUCACUGCCAGAGAUUCCUUCGAUUGAAGAUAUCAGAACGUGUCGAAGCCGCCAAUCGAAGUCGAGUCUGUCGAAAUUGUCUACAGCCUGGUCAUUUUGCGACGAACUGCACUCGUAGCAGUUGUCGAUUAUGUCAACAAAGGCAUCACACUAUGUUGCAUGCUACGCGAUCCUCCGUUCCAAAUCCGUCGAAUCCGAGACUCAGUCAACAGUCAAUAGCACAACCCUCUAAUCAAGAAAGCACCCAUAUUUAUCCACAGCAAGCCUAUCAACAGCAAAGACAACAAACCAUGCCAAUAGUUACGGAAACACACACUCAACCACUAAAUGCAACACACGAUUCACCAAACACAACCACACAAAUCAAUUCACCUAUGCCAAGCACAAGCCAUAGCUACGUAGCACUACAUGUUAAGCCUGCAUCAAAUACUCUGCUUCCUACCGCUCUUAUCAAUAUCAAAGACCGCUACGGUAACGCUCUGGUAGCCAGAGCCCUGUUAGACAGUUGUUCGCAACAUUGUCUAAUGACAGAAGAGUUUUCGAGAAAGCUGAAGCUCGAAGAAACACCCACGUUUUUGUCAGUCCAGGGUAUUGGGUCGUCUGAAGAAACCAUGCAGUUCUUCGUUUUACCAAAACUUAAGCUACAAAUACCCAAAACAUCGUUUGAUCCGUCACCCAUGUCGUUUCCCGAUUCCUCUUUGCUAGCUGAUCCUUAUUUCUACGAAUCAAAGCAGGUCGAUGUCAUCAUUGGUGCGGAAUACUAUUUGGGUCUGUUGACGAAUGAUCGAAGAAAGGUUACGAAGAAUGGUCCCACACUCCAUAACACAGUUUUUGGUUGGAUUGUUUCAGGUCGAAUAGACGAUUCUCCGCAAAACGUGUCACACAAUUUGAUAACGUCGUCGAUCACAGCACGGUUCGAGUUGGCCAUCCAGCACGGUAUAGGCAGCGCAUUGCACCACUUGAGCCACAGGGCGUAUCACCGGACAGACACGAAGGCGCGUUGGUCGGUUCCGUUCUGCUUCAAGGUGUACCUAGGCCAUUCCAUUCCGGGCGAACGUCGAAUCAAGCAACCUUACAGACGAGCUGCGCUUCAUCGAUAG